Messenger RNA from Phytophthora nicotianae INRA-310, 1047 nucleotides. RefSeq lists its product as hypothetical. Gene Ontology annotation, biological process: tRNA methylation. Bases 1 to 1047 code for a protein of 348 amino acids. Gene Ontology annotation, cellular component: nucleus; tRNA (m1A) methyltransferase complex. The record is from RefSeq and is a predicted model, not a curated record. The transcript has 2 exons. Lineage: Eukaryota; Oomycota; Peronosporomycetes; Peronosporales; Peronosporaceae.
AUGGCGAUGCCUUCCGCCGAAGUGAACGCUGCGUCCGUGACGACCAUCCCCAACUCCAUGUGGAAAUCUCCACCUCUAAUUGAAGAAGGAUCGCUUGUCAUCCUCUUUGAGACACACAACUCACUCACCUACUGCUACGCACAGCGCGACGCCAUCUACCAGAAUCGCCACGGAGCCUUUUACCACAACGACAUGAUCGGCCAACCGUUUGGCUCCAAGAUCAUUUCGAGGAAGAAAAAUGCUCGCGGCUACCUCAUUUUACUGGCCCCGACGCCUGAGCUCUGGAGCCGAGCGCUGCGUCAUCGCACGCAGAUCGUCUUCACACUGGACGCCAGCGCCAUCAUGUUUGCGGCAGCACUGCGCUCAGGCUCACGCGUCGUCGAGUCCGGUACGGGCAGCGGUGCGCUCACCACCAGCUUUGCACGCACAGUGGCGCCUCACGGUCACGUCUUCACCUUCGAGUUCAAUGCGCACAGAGCAGAGAUCGCCCGUGAGGAGUUCAAGCGCAACGGACUUGAGAGUGUCAUCACAGUGGACUGCAGAGACGCAUGCGAGCAGGGAUUUCCAGUGGAGCUUGAGGGAACUAUUGAUAUGGUGUUUCUGGACCUUCCCAGCCCCUGGAAGGCGGUGGGUCAUGCUGCGAAAAUGCUGAAACAGGGAGGAUUCUUCGCCUCCUACUCGCCCUGCAUUGAACAAGUACAGAAGACGUGUGGAGCACUGCGAAGCGCCAACUUUGAGUUAAUUCGCACGAUUGAGACGAGGUUGGUGCCGUACAACUCGCGACGGAUUGAUCUGCCGGUGCCGGACUUUGGUUUCGGCAAGAAGGUGAAGACGGAGAAUGGAUCUGCUGCUUCGACUGUAAUCGAGCACAAGGAGGUAGAUGAUACUAAGACGGAAGAGGAGAAGGAGAAGGAACGCAAGAAGAAUGGCGGACGCAAGCGCAAGUACGUGCCUGGUGGAGUGGGAGAGCACAUUGUGGCCAAGAAGGACGACGAGAUCCGUGGACACACGGCGUACUUGACGUUUGCAACCAAGUUCUUCGAGUGA